Molecule: messenger RNA, 699 nt
Organism: Phaeodactylum tricornutum CCAP 1055/1
Lineage: Eukaryota; Bacillariophyta; Bacillariophyceae; Surirellales; Neidiaceae
Exons: 1
Coding region: 1-699 (232 amino acids)
Molecular function (GO): protein binding
Source: RefSeq, a predicted model, not a curated record
AUGAGCCGACAAAUUGCCGUGAAUCUUAACAACAAGGGUGUCCUCUGCCUGAAAGAGGGUAAACUCGUUGAGGCUUUUGACCUCUUCCGAACGGCACUGAUGAACGUAUCAGGAGAUGUAAAUUGCCCCCAAGAAAGUUUCCGAUGGUCACAGACUCAACCAGCUUCAUCUGCUCCAGCUGCCAUUUACUCCGUAACCAACAAUUCGUCAUCUACACCGUUCAUGUAUUCUUCAGGCAUUAACCUUCUUUCUUCUAUCACAGCUUACUCCCUCGAAUCGUCGGUGAAUGACACUGUGUUUUCUAGCAUAGUCAUCUUUAACUUGGCAAUUGUCUAUCAUCUGAAGGGAUUUGAAUGCAGUGGGAGUCAAUCUCGAAUACAAUUCUUUAAGGCUAUGUCAUUAUACCAAAAAAGUUACAUGCUCUUGGUCGCUGUGGGUGUGCUCAAAACGGCCACAGGCAAUGCUGUGGUCGACAUGGUGUGCAUGUCCGUAUUCAACAACUUGGCUGAAGUUUGUUUUGAGCUGUCCGAUUUCUCAGAAUGCCAGCGCUACUUUGUCUGUCUUAUGCGUUUUCUCGAUUCAGUUGCAACUUACAUUUACGACGACGAUCACACCUCCUCAAUGCUGUUCCAGGCGAAAAUCAACUUUUUACUUAAUGCUACUCUUCUCCAGGAACCCUUUUUGGCGGCCGCUGCUUGA